This is a messenger RNA of Exophiala viscosa, 1716 nucleotides long. Its product is annotated as major facilitator superfamily permease. Gene Ontology annotation, biological process: transmembrane transport. The record is from RefSeq and is a predicted model, not a curated record. Lineage: Eukaryota; Fungi; Ascomycota; Eurotiomycetes; Chaetothyriales; Herpotrichiellaceae. Gene Ontology annotation, molecular function: transmembrane transporter activity. Gene Ontology annotation, cellular component: plasma membrane. The coding region runs from base 1 to 1716 and encodes 571 amino acids. The transcript is spliced from 7 exons.
AUGUCUGCGGCAGCCAAGUCAGAGGUGCAAGGACAGCAUCAUGUCGAAACCGCCCUCGACGUCCCUAUCAAUCCUGGGUCGGUGUCCUUUCAAGAAGAGCAGGAUGUUCAGUACAAGCUGGGCUGGAGGUCGGCCCUGGCCAUCACGGCGCUCGCCCUUGCAAAUUGCUGUGCCGCGUUGACCAACACGUCAAACACUACCAUCAGAUUUCAAGUUGCAAGCGUGGGGGGUGCCAAUCUAGCCAGCUGGAUUGGGAACGCAAGCUUUCUAUUGACGCUCUGCUUCGGGCCCGUCUUUGGCUUUCUGGGUGACCGGCUCGGCAAGAAAUGGUUCAUGGUUGGAGGGGCUGCCGUCGGUGUGGUUGGAGCGUGUAUUGCUGGGACAGCUCAUACAGCGCAGAGAAUUGUCGCCGGUCAAGUUCUGUCCGGAGUCGCCAAUGCAGGCUGCAUCGUUUCCGUCGCAGCGAGUCAAGAAAUCACGCCCAACAAAGUCCGACCAUGGGUCAUGGGCUACACCCAAACACUGGCCAGCUCCGCAGCUCUGCUUGGGACAUACUGCGCCGGCGCGUUUGUCAAGUAUCACACAUGGCGGUGGUCUUACUACCUGAACGCUUUUGCCUAUUUCAUCGCGGGCACAAGUGUGGCGUUGACAUACUUCCCACCACCUCCGACACUUCGGCGUCAAGAAACCCUUGGCAACAUCUUCUCCGGUCUCGAUUACAUCGGUAUUUUUCUUCUUAGUGGAUCCCUGGCUUCCUUGGUAAUUGGCCUGACUUGGGGUGGCACGACUUAUGCCUGGUCGAGCGGCCAAGUCGUUGCUGCCACUCUUGUCGUCGGCUGUUUGGGUCUGGUGGGUCUAGCUGUCUUCGAAAUGUUUGUCAAAACGGACGGGUUGCUUGACCACCGGCUUUUCGCGAAUCGCAAUUUCCCUAUCCUCCUUUUCGUUUGUACCAUAGACGGCAUGCUACUACUCGGCGUCAAUGUGCUCUAUGCCCAAGAGAUUGCUAGCCUCUUCACGACAGACGCUGUGAGAAUCGCUGUUAUCCUGUCACCUUACCUGAUCACUUCGUUGUUUGGAUGCCUGCCAGCCGGAUAUCUGAUGGCGAGAACAAAGUCCUACAGGACUAUGCUGGUGGCAGCGCUUAUCUGGUGUAGCCUCUUCACAGGUCUGAUGGCUCUUGUGACCCCCAAUCGGUUGAGGUGGACUUAUGCGUUUUCGACUCUUUUUGGCAUCGGAACAGCCGUCACCACUGUCAUUCCUGUGGUUGCUCUUGCACUCUCCGUCCCAUCAUUCUUGCUUGGGACUGCGGGGACGUUGAGGAUUUCAUGCCGCGCCCUUGGUGAUAUCGUGGGAAUUACAAUCUUCACCGCCAUCCACAGCAACAAAUAUGCGAUCGGUGUCCGACGAAAGGCGCUUCUUGCGAAGGUCCUCGGAGCAUUGGCGAACCCAGCUGUAGCACCACCUGUUGCCCUCGAGCAGAUUCGACCCGCUUUGUCCAAGGCAACAGUCGGUGCCGUGUUGGAGGCAGUAUCCCACGCACAAACCGAGGCAUGGAAAUGGGUCUGGGUGGCCGUCUCCUGUCUCGUUGCGGUGAACGCCGUUGUCGCUUGUUUUGCAAACCCAGUGAAGGAGAGGAUGAAUCAUCACGUCGAGAGUGCUCUUGAGCAUUCGGAAACCAGAAUGAGCCAGAUGGCUGUCAAGAAGACAGCAUCUUAG